Molecule: messenger RNA, 2035 nt
Organism: Doryrhamphus excisus (bluestripe pipefish)
Lineage: Eukaryota; Metazoa; Chordata; Actinopteri; Syngnathiformes; Syngnathidae
Gene: mtnr1c
Product: melatonin receptor 1C
Biological process (GO): G protein-coupled receptor signaling pathway
Cellular component (GO): plasma membrane
Molecular function (GO): melatonin receptor activity
Source: RefSeq, a predicted model, not a curated record
UUCUUCCGGAUGUCAUUUUCACAGACCUGCGAGGAGCAUGGAUUGCGCGCACGCACUCACGCACACGCAGAAAUGCGCUCACAAGUCAUCUGCUUUGAGACAUGAACACAAGUGCAGCCUUUAUUGAUGCCAGAAAAAAAAAAAGCCAACACGGGAUUCACACUCACUGCUGUGUGCAUGAGUGAGCCUCGCAUCCUUCCAUUACGCACCGGAGCCGAGCUCACAUGGGCUCCCCUAACCAGAACUCACACACGGGCACCAGAAAAGGCACCCCGGCGAUAUCUUCACCUUAUCAUACAUCAACUUAUUCCAUUGAAUGGCUUUAAAAAAAAAAAACUACGGAUGCACCAGAUUUUGGAUUCGCACCACAGGGAAGUUCCAAACUAUAUCCGGUUAAGUCUUGUUUUAUUUUCUUAACCCGCUGAAACACGAAGGGACAUUGCCACCAUGGUUGCAGUACCCUGAGGGGAGAUGGAUUUAGAAGGAGGAGAGCUGAACGGCUCUGCUGCUUGUUUGCCCCGGAAUGAGAGCGGAUCCGGGCUGAGCGCUUCUGCCGGACUGUCCACUGCGCUGGCCAGCGUGCUGAUCUUCACCAUUGUGGUCGACAUACUCGGCAACGUGCUCGUCAUCCUGUCCGUAUUCAGGAAUAAAAAGCUCAGGAAUGCAGGGAACAUCUUCGUGGUGAGUUUGUCAGUGGCAGACCUGGUGGUGGCGCUGUACCCUUACCCUUUGGUUCUGACGGCCAUCUUCCACGACGACUGGACCAUGGGUGACCUGCACUGCCAGGCGAGCGGCUUCAUCAUGGGAAUCAGCGUCAUCGGCUCCAUCUUCAACAUCAUGGCCAUCGCCAUCAAUCGCUACUGCUACAUCUGCCAUAGCUUGCAGUAUGACCGCGUGUUCAGCCUCAGGAACACGUGCUGCUACUUGGGGCUCACUUGGGUCUUCACCGCUAUCGCCACCGUGCCCAAUUUCUUUGUUGGCUCGCUGCAGUACGAUCCUCGUAUCUAUUCUUGCACUUUUGCCCAAACUGUUAGCUCAUACUACACCAUCUCCGUCGUCGUGAUCCAUUUUCUGAUUCCGCUUCUGGUGGUGUCUUACUGCUACUUGAGGAUAUGGGUAAGAGUGAUCCAAGUCAAACAUCGUGUGAAACCAGAACAACGAACCAAACUAAAACCCAGCGACGUAAGGAACUUCCUGACUAUGUUUAUGGUGUUUGUGUUGUUUGCCGUCUGCUGGGCGCCGUUGAACUUGAUCGGCCUGGCGGUGGCGAUAAACCCUGAGAAAGUUGCGCCGAAUAUACCCCAGUGGCUUUUUGUCACUAGCUACUUCAUGGCGUACUUCAACAGCUGCCUCAACGCCAUCAUAUAUGGCCUCCUUAACCAAAACUUUCGCAAAGAAUACAAGACGAUCCUCGUUGCUGUGUGCGUUCCACGUUUGUUCCUGGUGGAGACCUCCAAGUGUGCCACAGAGGGUCUCAAGAGUAAACCCUCUGCAGCUGUAACAAACAAUAAUGUAGCCGAGAUAAAUGUAUAGCAUAAAUGUUAUGCAUUUCUCAGGAAUUUUGUGCCUUUAAACUUGAUGUCAAUUCCCCGGUUUAAACGGAAUACACCCGAGGAGCUGAAACUGACGACACGCAGCCAAGUCUGGAGCAUUUGCAUUGCAAUGUAAUGACAUUUGGAGAUGCUUAUGCUACUGCAGCUAACAAUAUUUCCUUCAGAAAAGUCAUGCACAUCAGUUAUUCGCCAUGAAAUACACAAACCCAGCUGUACUCCCGUUAACAAUGAAUUUAAAACAAAUCAUGUUUUCACCAAAAAAACUAUUUGGCUUCAGAAAAGCAGUCAGCUGUGUGGGGGAAAUUUCCCCAAAGUCUCAGGCACAAUAUGUCUGUUUUGUGGCUUUUCGAAAGCGUAUCCCAGCAUGGUCGCAUCACAUGCGUGCUCACUGCGCUUCAGUCAGAUGCAUUCUGAUCCGAUGCAAAACAAAUAAAAAAGUGUGUUUUUUUAUUCCACUGUUUUGAUCUUUUAAAUGUAGCAUU